This is a messenger RNA of Coccomyxa subellipsoidea C-169, 504 nucleotides long. RefSeq lists its product as hypothetical. The transcript is spliced from 4 exons. The record is from RefSeq and is a predicted model, not a curated record. Bases 1 to 504 code for a protein of 167 amino acids. Lineage: Eukaryota; Viridiplantae; Chlorophyta; Trebouxiophyceae; Coccomyxaceae.
AUGCAGCCCGGCAAGCUCUGUGUCAUGUUCUAUGGACCGGCGGCAAACAAGCUCCGGACGAGUCGGGGCGGCGGGCCGCGGCGGCCGGCGUGCAAGAGCUGCGCCAUCACGCUGGACGAGUGGGAGGCGCAGAACAUGGCGGCCUUUGGCGGGCGCUGCGAGAACUGCGAGCAGCUGCACAAGGAGGGCAGCUACUGCCCCGUCUGCGACAAGGCGCGCUCCCGCCCUCAGUCCUCGGUGUGGCUGCCGACGGACAAGAACAUGGCGGGGUGCGACAACUGCAGCUUCUGGGUACACGACCACUGCGACCCGGCCGCCAACGUGGCGCUGCACGCGCCGUCGGACAUCCCCUUCUACUGCGCUCCCUGCAAACGCCAGGCGGAAGCUCACGCGAAGCUGACAGCCCUCCGCGCAGCCGAGGCGCAACUGCGCGCCGCGCAGCCGCGCCGGCCACGCUCCGCGUACCACCUUUUCUCCAUGGAGCUCAACAACUCAGUAACUUAA